UGGGGCUGAGAUGAUAUUAGCAAUGAGUGGUGCAACAAUGUCCUCGACAAUGUCCUCAUAAAAGAAGCUCAAAAGCUCUUCUUUUAUACAAGAUAUAGAAUAAGAAGAGGAAUGGAGCAAUUAAAAGGAACAAGAAAGAGACUAUCUCUCUUUUCUAAAGAAGCCAAGACUAUUUUAACUGAAGCUGCAAGCAGUUACUCUCUCCUUACUAGUGACCAAUCUCCUGACCAGCUGGGGGAUCUGUCUGUCAAAGAAAUAGAGAAAGAAGAGGUGGAAGAAGAGGCUACUAAUUCAGUUCAAUGUAGCUCCUGUCACGUGACUUUCUCUGACAGGGAAGAACAGGUAUUGCAUUACCAGUUGGAUUGGCAUAGACACAAUUUAAAGAGGAAAUUAAAGGGGCUGGCCCCUCCACUCUCACAGGAUGACUUUGAACACCUUUCCGGUGACUUGUCUAGUAUAUCAGGGUCUGAUGACACAAGCAGCGAGUCUGAAGAACAAGAAGGAGACACUCCCAUUGCUACAGUAGCAACAUCGGGCUCACCUUUACUGACUUUUACUGUCACUGGAAGAGAGGAUUUAAAGGAGACUUGUGCUAUAUACAAGACGAUACUGAUUAAUAAAAAGGAUGAGACUGUUAGUUCUAGUGAAGUAAUGGAGAAUUUGGUCAGGCUGGCCACUGAGCCACAAAUAUGGAUCGUACUAAUGAAAUCUGGAGGGCAUUUCGCAGGUGCCAUCUUUAAAAAUUCGGUGGUCUUAGAACACAAGACGUUUCAUCGUUACACGGUGAGAGCAAAAAGAGGAACUGUACAAUCAUCAAGGGACUCUCAUCAAGGAGGACACAAACCUCGCUCGGCUGGUGCUUCACUAAGGCGAUACAACGAGGCCGCUCUAGAACAAGAGAUCGAGUCCCUUCUGCUUAGUUGGAAAGAGCACUUCAAGAUGGCAUCUGCCAUAUUCACAAGAGCUCCUAGACAUAUUAAAAAUCCUUUUAGUAGCACUAGCAAGAACUCACCUAUACUUCCUGGAGAUCAGCGUGUUAAGUCAAUACCUUUUGCUACAAGACGUCCCACAUUACAUCAAGUUAAACUGGUCCACCAAACACUCUCUACACUUUAUUGUGGGCUCUCACCACCUCCCAUUACUACUAGUACCAAGAACACUGGUACCAAGAAUACUGGUACUAAGAUUACUGGUACCAAGAAUGCUUGCGUCAAGGAGACUCAUGUUGCACAUAGUAAAUGUGUUGCUGAAUCAUCAGGAAUCACAUGUACUAAUGAAGUUGUGACUAAUGAAGAGGUCAUUGGUGAUGGAGAAGAUGAGGAAAUAGAUCAAAACGAGGACUUAUUGUUAAAGACAAAGAAAAGAAGAAGAAGAAAGAAAGUGGAGAAGAAAGUUGAACUGGUAGACCCUCUAGUGGAAAGAUUGCAUACUCUUUGUCAUGGCAAUGAUAUGGAAUCACUAGUGACAAUGCUAAGAGAUAACAAUGUACAUUCAUUAACUGAUGUAUCAUCCACCAGUGAGACUCAUUCCCCUGAUACUCAAUCAACUAGUGAUCCUCUGCUUGAUAUCAAUGCUACCAUAUCAGAUUCUACCUGCCUUCAUGUUGCUUCAUCACUUGGCCUAAUUGAUAUACUGACAGUACUCAUGGAGCAUGGGGCAGACCCUACCAUUAAAGACGGAAAUGGUAAAACCCCGUAUGAGAUUGCAAUGGAUAGACAGACUAGAGAUGCUUUUAGACGUUUUAUGAACCAGUGGCCUCAGGCUCAUGAUUACAACAGUGCUCAGAUUCCCUGUCCACUGACAGGAGAGAUGGAAGCUGUUAGGAGAGGGAAAAAAGCAGAAAAGAGACGACAACAGAAAAAAGCUCAGAAAGAUAAGAAAAAGGCUGAGUCACUUAGUAAAGAGAUGAAGGCAACAGAAGAGUCACAGGCUAAUGCAGCUGUUAAUCUGAGUGAGAGGGAAAAGAGAGCAUUAGCAGCUGAGAAAAGGAUGGCAGCACUAGCAGACAUCGACCUAACAAAGUAUGGGAAGUGUGAUUGGUGUAGCUCUACUUUAUGUGGAGUUGUUCCUUUUGAAAGGCUCCAGCACAAGUAUUGCUCUAUUGACUGUGUUAGGGAGCAUAGGACAUUUUUAUCAGAGCAGAAAUUGGAAAAGUGAAAAACUAAUCAUGUUUUUAAUUUUUUUGUUUUGUGUAAAUUUAAAAUCAUUCAUUGGUUUUGUUUAUAAUCGUAUGAAUAAUGAA
This is a messenger RNA of Amphimedon queenslandica, 2242 nucleotides long. RefSeq names its product ankyrin repeat and zinc finger domain-containing protein 1-like. Bases 112 to 2157 code for a protein of 681 amino acids. The record is from RefSeq and is a predicted model, not a curated record. Gene Ontology annotation, molecular function: protein binding. Lineage: Eukaryota; Metazoa; Porifera; Demospongiae; Haplosclerida; Niphatidae. Gene Ontology annotation, biological process: ERAD pathway. The transcript has 11 exons.